This is a messenger RNA of Taeniopygia guttata (zebra finch), 16579 nucleotides long. The record is from RefSeq and is a predicted model, not a curated record. Lineage: Eukaryota; Metazoa; Chordata; Aves; Passeriformes; Estrildidae.
AGCAAUUAGCUAAUUAACAUUUCAAUGUCAGUACUUAGUUCUAGCCAAGUGUCCCAGCCAGGCUGUUUUGUUCAUAACAGCAUCCAAAUAAUCUAAUUUAUCAAAAUGAAUUUUUUUUUUUUUAAUGAGAGAAGGUAAUUAUAUGCCAUUCUUACUGAAGUCAAAAUCUCAGUUUGAGUCAGUCCUUGUGUCUGGUCUCUUAGUUUUCCAUGCUGCAUACCUCUGGAGUCAGGUGGUCCCUCUGAAAACCCAUAACUGAUGGGAAUUUACUCCAGGCCCUGCUUCGGACACAAUAUGGAAACUCGUUGCAGCAGAUUUGUGCCCUUUGCAGAAAGUCUUCAGGAGGUAUCCUGUCCCUGUAUGCCUUGUGUCCCAAGGCUUCAUAUUUCUGGGAAGCAUGUAGUGCAUACCCUGUGCAAAAAAUCAGUCCAGUGGGCUGUGACACAGUGAUUUCUUGUGCUCUAGUAUCUCAUCACUGAAGUCACUCCAUCCAGGCUAGGGGAACCUAAGUGGGGAUGUAGAGGUUAGCACUGUGGGGUGUGGAGCUGCCAUUUCCAAAACUCUGAUUAAGCAGAUGGUUGUCAACAUUUGGCCAUUACAAUAGCGUGGCUUGUGUUCCUCUACAUAAUUUUUUUUCGGAUUAAAUUGGGAUUUCAGGUUUAGAGAUGCAGUCAAAUUCCCUUUCGUUAUCUCAGAGUACGGUUAGGCAAGAAUUCUGAGGGAGCUAAAUAACCCUUGUCUACAGUACAUUAUUGUUAUUUCUAACUUGUUUCUGAAUGAUACUGUUAAGAAGAAUAUUGUCCUUUUAAGUCAAAUAUUGGCUGCCUGGUAUAAUCUGUGGAAAGAACAGUUUUGAGCAGCAGCAGGAAAGACUGGAUAUGAAAUAAUAAUCUAUUGGAACAAAAAUCAGAUAGGCUGAAUCUUACUUAUGCAAAUAAAUUUCCGUGUGAAGAAUCCAGUCUUGCGUGUGCACUUCAGGACCACUUAUCCAGACACCUGGAAGAUUAAGCCUCUACCACUUUUACCUGUUUGUAGUAGCAUCCUUUAAUUAAAGCUUAUACAUUUUCAAAUGAAAGUAAUAUCCUUUAGAAGGAGAGUUCUUUAGAGCUAGGAUGGCUGAUGAUACCCAAACAGAACUGUCUGGAGCUAAGAAAAGAAUAGGUAGGUUUUUAUAUUUUGAUAUGUAUUUGUAGAAUGUAUGAAAUAAAUUUUGUUACACACUUAAAGCAUGUAAGAAGGCACAAAUGCAUAGUUCAGUCAUCUGCAUUUCUGGUGAGAGUAACUGUAUCCCAUUUAACACAGAGAAUUACCAUGGUAUCUUUUAGGAUAUGGAGAUGGGAAGGAACAGUCAUUCAGUUCAGGAACAGCAAACAAAGGCUUGAGGCAGCACCUUUCACAGAACCACACAAUAUGUUACAUUUCCUGUGGUGCUACAGCCUGGAAUAUCAACAGCUAGGAAGAGACAGAACCAUCUCCUGGACCUAUGAUCCUCAUGACCAGUAUUUUCUGUUCAAAAUACUGUGUAAUCAAACUACAUUAAAUGUGGUACAAUGAUGCCAAGGAAAUAAGUGACCUUGAGAAGACUGAAUGAACAGUGAGUUAACUAAGUAGAGGGUUUAAUGAACCAGAAGGAUGUAAUUAGUUUAAUGAAGGAGGAAAGAAGAAGAAACCUCCUGAUUGCUCUUUCAGUUGCUUUCCAAAGAGCAGUAAAUAUUUGGAACGAGAUUAUGUUUCUCCUGAGGAGACCACUGUCGUCAUAUAUUACAGACUAAUGGCAGAUUUGCUAUUUGUUUUUUCUGAAGUGAGACAUUCUGGCUGAUAAUGGGCCAUGGGAAGAAAUUAAAUGUCUCUAGACCUUUAAAAGUACGUCACAUCCUGUGGAUUUGUCUUUUUCUAUGGCUGUUCUUAGAUCUUGAGAGCUAAGACAGUGCUACUGGAUGAAGCUUCUGGUAGUACACUGGAUUUCUAAGUUGAAAUGUGCAGUGGCAGUAGCCAGUGAAUUUGGGGACCUGAAGUGUUCAGGAGGAGUCUUAGGUGUAGCUUUUGUGAUGAUGAGAGAACCCCAGUAGGAGUAUUCUUCAAACCUGUUCCCCUGAAGAAAUGCUUACAUAGGCAGCCUUGGCACUGAUGGUUUACAUGUAGGUUUUCUGUGAGUGUUAAUUCCAACUUGCCAAGUAUUCAUCUCGAGACAGAUGGAUAUCGAGAUGUGAAAUGCUGCUUUCAGAGGUUCGGGGUAUUUUUCAAGUAGAGAAGACUGAUUCCUACCUUCAGACUAAAGAACUUGGUAGGUAAUUGAAAUCUAAAUAUCUAAGAGAAAUCGGCAAAGAAAUAAGUUAACGGUGAUUAAAAUAACUCUUUAGUUGAGAUGGUCACUACAGGUGCUUUUUAAUUUUAGUGUUGGCUUUUUCCAGAAGUUGUUUCUACCUUCACUAGUAGUCUAAGACAAGAAAUCCCUUAAAAAUGCAAUAGUUUGAUUUUUCUUAUCUUCUCUUUUUUUACUCAGAAGUUUCUUUACUACUCUAUAAUGCACACUUUAAGUGAGCUUGAGUCACUGAUGUAUUUUUUAUUCUGGUUUCAAUUUGUGGCUAAUAUUUGGACAUAUUAACAUGAUGUAUUUCUUUGUAAUUCUACCAUUCUCUUUAGCUGGUAGAAUUGGUUAAUAGGGCUGCAGAUGCACAGUACCUGCCUGCGAUAGUCACUUCUAGCAGCCUUAUCCUGCUCAAUCCAUUUUUCUUUUAGGAUCUAGUGUGGUGAUAUGUGUUGCAACACUGCAGAAUUGAUAGGUCAGUGAAAAUUUGUUGGUCAGAGACUCUCUAUUGAGGCCAUGCUUUUCUUUGCCUCUCGAGUCCUGGAGCUGAAUUUAGAGAAAGUGUAAUUCUUGGAAAAAUAGAGGAAGGAAAGCUUUUUUUUGUUGUAAACACAUGAAAGGUAAUGGGAUACUAGGUGUGUUUACCUUUGAAAGCAAAAGAAACAUGUGUGGCUUUCUUUGUCAAUUUUUCAGAGUUAAUAAGAGAAGAGUCUUAAAGCAUUAGUGACAGGAUGUAACUUGUGUCCACUAGACUGGCUCUUUUCUUCUUAACCUGUAUCUGCCUCCACCUUCUUGUUUGUCUGCCUGAAUUUGUGAGAAUUCAGUAUGUGUGUAUUUAGCUGUGACUGUGAGGUAGAAACUUCUACAGGGUGGAAACAAAACUGAUUGAGUAACUGCACGCACCUAAAAAGCACUUCCUGCAUGUUUGCUAGCAGAUGUCAGCUCUACCCUUUGCCCAUUCUUUCACAGAAGGCCUGAGAUGAUAAAGAACAUGCUGAGAAGGUUACCAGACCAUGGGAAGUAGCAAACAGCUGAAGGUGGGGUGGAGAAUGAGAUUACUGUUCAGAAUGGUCUUGGAAAAUGGGACGUGUCAUCUGGAAUAAAGCAGGGUUCAGUGAGUGUGAAAGCUCACUGGUUGGCUGUAGGCUGGACAGAAUGGAUAUGUGGUGGGGGAAGAAAAAGUAGAAAAAGAACAUGAAUUUUUGAAUAAUGAACAAAUAGUGAUGUAUUAUCAAGUUGUUAGAGGGUAAGUACCUGGGCAAGGAGCUUGAAAGCAAUUUAAACAAAUCUUUCUGUUCUUGUCAGAGUUGGUUGGUCCAACACUGCCUCAGUGAUUCAGCUUCAGACUUCUUAUGUGAGAUGAAGACCAGUUCCAGGUUGUUUAGAGGACAGCUGUGGUUUAGAAAAUAGUUUAGUAUGAAGGAUUGAAAAAAACUAGAAUUGUAUCUUGUGAUUCUGCUUUUAGAGUUUAGAGACAUCUUAAGAUGGAACUCUUGCUGUUCUACAGAUCUGUUUCUUUUUAAAAUAAAUUUUUAUAAUAAUUUUGUACUGCUUUGUUUCAUGGUCCCAGAAAUUUCUUUAGGUAUUGAUUUAUCUCAUUUAAUUAUUUACUAGGCAAAGAAGGAUAUAAGAGCGACUUUUUAAAAAUUUCAUUUGAUGUUCUCAAGUUCUUCUGGAAAACACUUCAGGCAUUUGACAUACCAUAUCACUUUGUGCUAUAAUGAUUUUUUCUUUUGGUGUUCUUUGAUCUUACACCUGUCAUUCUUACCUUUUAUGUGAGCUAAAAAUUAUCUUUUCUCUGUGCGUAAGCUGCUCCAUGCUGUGAUCAAUAUUAUCUAUAUCUUCUUUGGUGCUUUAUAUUUUUCUUUAGCUAGAAGCACUUGGACAUACAGGAGUACCAUUAAUGUAUCAGCAGCAUAAGGACAUGUUAUGUUUUUAAAAUAUGUUAUAUUUAUGUAUUAUUCUGGAUGGUUUCUUACCCGAUUGCUUGAAAGCACUGAACAAAUGUUUUUCAAAGGUGUGUGUUCAGAGACUGCUACAACUUUUUCUGGUACUGUUAUUAAACAACCCUUAACCAGUGUAUUAUGUUGCAUUUAUUGACAUGUGACUUCAUCUGCUGCUUUCUGUGCUUGCUGCUCAGUGUUCUGAGGUUUUUGCAAGUUUUGUAAUGAUCUGUCGGUUUUGGUGAGUCAUAAUAAUUUUGCAUAAAGCACAGAUGCUUCUGUAAUGAUGUAUAGGCAGGUAACCAUUCUGAAGAGCAGCACAAGUCCUGGCCCAGAUUAUGGAGAGGCUUCUGAGCUCUUUCUCCUGUCAAUCUUUGUCUCUUAAGUCUUACCUUGCAAGGUCUUCAGUUCUCUGGUAGCUUCCUAUCAGAGAUAUCAGCAGAAACUUCUACUUCCAACACGUUUUCCCACAGGAUGCUUGAUGCCUUCACAGAACUCUUCAAGUUGUGAAACAUGAUUUUGCUCUGUAAAAGCUGCAUCAUUCUUUUUUUCAUUUGAAUUAUUCUAGUCUAUAAAUUCUACCAUGGUUUUAACCACCUUGUGCAGUAUCAGAGUUAAACUGUGUUGUGCUUCUGAUUGCCUUGUCCCAUCUGAAGAAAAUUUGAUAUAUUUUAUACUCUUGAUUCUUCUUUGCUUGGCUCAAUUUAAGCCUAAGUUUUUGCAGAAUUAAUAUUUUGGAAAUUUGAUAGAUGUUGCUUCAAUACUUUGGCUCGAUAGCAUCUGACUCAGGUGAAUUCUUACUAUUAACUUGAUAUUUGUAAUUGCCUCUCGGAUGCUUCAUUUUUAGAAAAUGCCUAAUACAUCCUAAAUGUAAAGAGGAUGUGAUUUGGGGAUUUGCCUUAACUGUCUUGUAAGUAAUUUCAGAAGACAACAGGUCAUCUAAAUUUUCUGUUCUGUCUUUAUCUUCUUAUAAGUUUGUCUUUUAUACCUUCCUUAGCUAGUGAAUUAUUGCAUUGAGGUAGCAACAUGUUUGUAACUAUCAGAUUCAGCUAUGUUUGGGCUCAGAAAUAUCAGUGGAAGUGUUGUGAGAUUUUAUUGCCCUCUGGCUGAUGGCUGUGCGAUUCACUGGAAAGCUUUUAUUAUGCUUCCAUAUACUAGCUAGUGUAUGUCUAUCAAUUAGACCUGUGUUGGACUUGCAUUACCAGGUUUAAGUUCUACUAAUGACCUGUGUGCAGAUGAAAAAUGCACAUAGGUAAAAAGUUAAUAGUAACUGGAAUUCUAAAGAAAAGUUGGUUUUGAAUUUAGUUUUCAUAUUGAAAAAACAAAAUUUUGCACUCUAAAAUACAUGACAGCGUAGUUCUUUAAAGAGAGAAAAAAAGGUGUGUCUUUGUUUGUGUUCAGGGAGCAGAAGAUAGAACGUUUUUGUGUUGAAGUGGUUCCAAUCUGUUGUUUCAUUUGAUAAAUGGAUUUUUUAUGGGCUUCGUUUUACCACGUGCAGUUCUUAACAUCUGUAUGAAACUUGAAUGUGCCCAGGUGCUGGUGGUGAUGUUUGUUCCACUUUCACGAGGCCCAUUUGAAUGGGGAUUAGGAUUUAGGUUCCUGUCCAGUGACAAAUCUGGUGUUUCCACCCCGUUUGUAUUUGUGCUAGUAAGAUGAGCCAAAUUUACUCUAAUGUUUUGCUCUUGCUUGUACUUUUUUGCUAGUGGAGGCUUUCCCUUGGGCUUUGCAACUUUGGAACAAAUGAUUGUAUAUCUGUUUCUUAGAAGUGUGAUGAAUUUUAUAAUGCUUGUAACCGCCUGUGUUUUUUUUCUCCUUUUGUAUCUGCUUGCAUAGCUGCUGUUCCUUUUCAGUUCCUGAAUCUUAGCAUCACUUAGACUUUUCUAUUUUUGGUCAUGGCAAAUAGAAGUUUUGUAUUUAUAUUAGGCAGAUCUUUGUUUCUCAAAUGUCACUAAGUAACCAGUAAGGAAUACUAAAUAAUGCCUUCUUGAAUGUGAACUAAGAUUGUCCCUGCGUAAGAUUUUGUGACCGUGUCUGUGAUCAGUGCUUUGUUUUAAAUAAUGGAGAUUUUGAAAAUAGUUUUGCUUUCUUCACCCCUACACACUGUGUCUUUCUUUCAGUUUUGCUUUAUGUGUUUUUUCCUAUGAGGGCGUUGCUAAACUGUUAUGGAAUGUCUCAUCUGAAGUUGGACAUUGUAGUGCGAGAUUAGUCCUCAGAAAAGAAAAAAAAAGUAUAUUUCAGUAGGCGAAAAUCAGAGGAAGUAGCUGCUGACAUAGGAAAACUGUACUAAAGGACAUUUCUGAAGGAAAACUUUUAAGAUGUGGUGAAGAGCCUGUAUUUUCCCCUGUGUGGUAUAUAGUGCCUUAAAAAAUGGGGUUUGGAGGUGACCUGAAGUAUUCUCAUGAUGCUCUGUUAAAACUGCAAGACUGGGAACUACGACUACUGGAAACAGUGAAGAAAUUUAUGGUAAUGAGAGUAAAAAGUGAUAAAGAAUAUGCGUCCACUUUACAGAAUCUUUGUAACCAAGUAGAUAAAGAGAGUGCUUGUCAGUUGGAUUAUAUCAGCAAUGUGUCCAAGUCUUGGUUGCUUGUGGUACAACAAACAGAACAACUGAGCAAAAUAAUGAAGACACAUGCAGAGGAUCUUAAUUCUGGGCCCUUGCAUAGACUUACAAUGAUGAUCAAAGAUAAGCAGCAAGUUAAGAAGAGUUUUGUAGGUGUUCAUCAACAAAUUGAAGCAGAGAUGUAUAAGGUCACAAAGACAGAACUAGAGAAACUUAAAUCUAGCUACAGGCAACUAAUAAAAGAAGUAAAUUCUGCCAAAGAAAAGUAUAAAGAAGCUGUGGCUAAAGGAAAGGAGACAGAGAAAGCCAAAGAUCGGUGUGAAAAAGCCACUAUGAAACUUCAUAUGUUGCAUAACCAGUAUGUGUUGGCACUGAAAGGAGCACAAUUACAUCAGCACCAGUAUUAUGAUUCUACACUUCCUCUCUUACUUGAUUCACUACAGAAGAUGCAAGAAGAAAUGAUUAAAGCCCUAAAAGGGAUAUUGGAUGAAUAUAGCGAGAUCACCAGUCUUGUAACAGAAGAGAUUGUGAAUGUCCAUAAAGAGAUCCAGACCUCAGUGGAACAGAUAGACCCUAACUCUGAGUAUAAUGACUUCAUAGAUACUCACAGGUCAUCAGAAGUUGUUGAACAAGAAAUAGAGUUUGAUACAUCUUUACUAGAAGAAAAUGAAAACCUUCAAGCUAAUGAGAUCAUGUGGAAUAAUUUAACAGCAGAAAGUUUGCAAGUCAUGUUAAAAACAGUAAUAGAAGAACUGAUGCAGACACAGCAAACCCUUCUGAGCAAAGAGGAACUUGUUUUGGAUCUAGAGAAGAAAAUAGAAGAGUCAUCUAAGACAUGCGAAAAGAAAUCUGAUAUUGUACUCUUGCUGAGCCAAAAGCAGGCACUUGAAGAACUUAAGCAAACAGUCCAGCAAUUAAAAUGCUCUGAGGCAAAAUUUGCAGCACAGAAAGAACUACUGGAACAAAAGGUUCAAGAGAAUGAUGGGAAAGAGCCACCACCUGUAGUGAAUUAUGAAGAAGAUGCCAGAUCAGUGACUUCUAUGGACAAGAAGGAUAAAGUCUCAAGAUUUGACACUAUACGUCAUUCCAUAGCUGGAAUUAUAAGGUCUCCAAAAUCCAUGUUGGGUUCAUCAUCGUUCUUUGAUGUAAUCUCAACCACUGAGAAACCAUUGGCUGAGCAAGACUGGUAUCAUGGUGCAAUUCCAAGAAUAGAAGCCCAGGAGCUGUUAAAACAGCAAGGAGACUUCUUGGUGCGAGAGAGCCACGGGAAACCUGGUGAAUAUGUCCUUUCUGUGUUUUCAGAUGGACAACGGAGACACUUUAUCAUACAAUAUGCUGAUAAUCAAUAUCGUUUUGAGGGAACUGGGUUUCCAACUAUUCCUCAGCUCAUAGAACAUCAUUACACAACAAAGCAAGUUAUUACAAAGAAGUCGGGCGUUGUUCUGCUUAAUCCCGUUGUUAAGGAUAAGAAAUGGGUUCUCAGUCAUGAAGAUGUCACACUGGGGGAGUUACUGGGCAAAGGUAAUUUUGGUGAGGUGUAUAAAGGAACAUUAAAGGAUAAAACCCCUGUUGCUGUAAAAACUUGCAAAGAAGAUCUUCCUCAGGAACUGAAAAUAAAAUUUCUGUCUGAAGCCAGAAUACUCAAACAAUACGACCAUCCUAAUAUUGUAAAACUUAUAGGAGUUUGCACUCAACGACAGCCUAUAUAUAUUGUUAUGGAACUUGUUCCAGGAGGUGAUUUCCUGUCAUUCCUAAGAAAAAAGAAGGAUGAGCUGAAAACCAAACAGUUGGUGAAAUUUUCAUUAGAUGCUGCCUCUGGUAUGGCAUAUCUUGAAUCUAAAAAUUGUAUACAUAGAGACCUGGCUGCAAGGAACUGCUUGGUAGGUGAAAGCAACAUCUUGAAAAUAAGUGAUUUUGGGAUGUCCCGGCAAGAGGACGAUGGGGUGUACUCAUCCUCAGGCCUAAAGCAGAUUCCAAUCAAGUGGACUGCUCCAGAAGCUCUGAAUUAUGGGAGAUACACAUCUGAGAGUGAUGUAUGGAGCUUUGGAAUCCUUCUGUGGGAGACCUUCAGUUUAGGAGUAUGCCCAUACCCUGGAAUGACCAACCAACAAGCACGAGAGCAAGUUGAGAAAGGCUACCGAAUGUCUGCACCCACAAAAUGUCCAGAAGAAAUAUAUAAAAUAAUGCAGAGAUGCUGGGACUACAAGCCAGAAAACCGGCCAAAAUUCAGUGAGAUUCAGAAGGAGCUGUCUUCAAUCAAAAGAAAGUGACAUAGUGAUGAAGAAGUGCCAACUCAAUUGUCUGGGACUUUAUUUUCCAGUGAAGUAAUUGUUUCCCUCAAACACUAUGCAUUUAUAUAGCAUUAUUUGCAAUAUUCUUCUAGGAUUACUUUGAAAUUAGCUGGUGUACCAUCAUUGAAUGGUGUCUACACCUGCAUUAAAGAUAUAAACUGCGAAAUGCUAUAUAUCCAGUCACAGUAGUACUGUAAUUUAGGUUACAUGUACAUAAGAAAGCACAUAUUACAAAUUUAAGGGACUGUGGCUUCUACCUGUUUUACAGCAAAUAACUGCUAGUGACAUUUUUCAGAGGUAUUCUACUUUAAGCUGGGCUCUCACUUGCUAUCCUUGUUCUGUAGGUCAGCAUAUUAAUGUGGGGAUUGUCAUACAUGUUGGCCUUAUAACUGAAGACAGUUUUGACAAGUAUUUCAACUAGAAGCUUUUUUUUUUUUAAUUCUUUCUGCAUCUGAUAUAUUUAGGUGAUAUUUGGUUUUAAGCAUGAAGCUCAGUUAGAUUCAAGAUGCAAGCAUGCUUACUGAAUGGAAAAAUCCAGAAUUUUUUUAGUAGUUGAAUUACUUGUGCAUUUAUUACCAUACAAUAGAAAUACUUCUGCCUUUAUAUGUGAUCUACUUAAUGCCUUUUUUCUCCUUCAAUGCCAUCAGAAUUCAGUAACAUAUUUCUUUUAUGGUGACCUAUGUUUAUGUUUAUUUAGAAAAAAGACCAAUAUAAAGUAUAUUUCUUAGCACAUGCUAAGACAUACUGCAAACUAUCUGCUUUCCAAAGAAUAUGUGAAAGUAGUAGGCUAAGAAGAAGCAGUUUAUUAAUGAUAGCAGCAAAUAACAAAUAUCACUGAUUUUAGAGGCCCUAAAGGAUAUGUUGCAUAGAUUUGCUUUUUACCCUGAUUUCUCCCUUAAAUUGGUAGAAAUUCCUCAGAAUGCAGCUGGAGCAUGCCAAAAGUUUAUUCUGAAUGAAAGAAUAUUUCAUGCAUAGUGUCCAAAGGAAAAUACUACUUCUGUAUGGCAUGAAGGAAAUGGUUCAGACAACCAAAAGGAAAGAAGUAUGCUUAAAACCUCUGACAGGGAACAGCAGAGUAGAAAUACUAACCUUCUAUUUUUUCUUACAUUAUUGCAAUCAAAUAUCAAAAAGACUGGGGAUAAACAAGGUUUAAAUGCACCAAGAAUAUAAACCUUGUGUUUGUAUAUAUAUACAUAUAAAUAUAUAUUAAAAAAAUAAGCCAGAAAGAAUAAAAACUUACUAGAUAGGGGAGGGGGGAAAGUGCACCAUUUGUUACUUUGACUCUGGGUUCUCUUUGCAGCUGGAAUUGUUUCCUGGGGCUCUGAAUAGAAAUAGGAACAAGUUACCGUAUCCCUGUCUUGAGUUCCAUCUUUAAGGGUGCUUAAAAUAUUUCUAAGGAAUUUACUAAACUAUUCAGAUCAAUGAUACCAGUUGCUGCUAAUGCAAGUAAGAAACAGGGAUUGUAAGUAACACAGCAUCUAGAAUGUUAAUUAGCCUUAUAUUUUAGUGUUACAGUGGGGUUGGAGAUGUAGUGAAGUCAGUGGCUACAUUACAUUUUUAUUUCUGUUAGGGUGGCUUUUCUAUUGUUCACAUCAUCUUUUGUUCUCUCAAGUAAUAUUUGCAGUAGUGCUGAGUGGUGGUUUAGGGCUGUGUGUGACCAAAAUAUGUGUAGUCUAGAAGAAUUUGUCUGUUACAUAGGAAUUAGUGUCCAACUACAACAGUGGAUGGUUGAUGUGGGAUCACAUCACCUGCAUUUGAGGUGGUACUAUCAGUAUCCAGCUGUUAAGGAUGUGCUUUCUUGCAUUUUGUUAAGUGAUUUUUUUCUUGGAGAUAAGGAAGCGUUUAUAUGCACAUACCCAUUAAAGUGUAGUGCUUGGAAAACUUGGUGGCAUUAAUUAAAACUUCAUUGUAAGUGUACUGGAUAUAUUUACUUAGUUCUGUACUUCAAGUAGCCCAGAGAUAUUUCUAAAGAGCAAUAGGAAAUGUUCUUGUUAGCUUGUAUGCUUCUAAGUAGUACACAGAGUCUGUGCCUUAAUUUGCUAGUAUGCUAAUGCAAGUUCAAGUGUACUAAGAUCUAAAAAAUGUUUCACAAUCAUUUGGGAAAAUCGGAGUUGCAUCCAACUGCUUUUCCUUACAUAUGCAUCCCUGAAGUCUGCAAGUAAGGAUAACAUUGUCAGCAUUCAUAGCUUUUCUGGGGAGUUAAUACUCUUUUGUUAGAGAGAUGGACUGUUUCUUUGCCAUAUAUCCUCUUGACAGCAAGAAAUACUGCUUUAUUCAGAUAAAUAUAAUACUGUUGUGUUUGUCAUAAUUUAACCAGUUGCCAUCCUGACUCUCACAGAAGGAUAAAGACAGUACUAACAUUUUAUUCUGAAGUAGUUAACCUCCAUACAUGUAUAUCACACUUCUGUUUAAAAUUGAAGUCUUUUUAAAACAGGAGAUUUCCUACAGCAUUAGGAAACUUUCUUUCUGUUACUGAAGUAGGCACCCGUUCUGUUUCAAAACUAGUAAUACUUGAGAGAAUACCAGAAUGGCUUUAUAAGCAGAGAAUAAAUUUCAACACAGAUACGUCUUUUUUGAUUAUUUAAAACUUUUUGUAUCAUUAAUUUAACAGUUUGUGGCAGAAUUUGUUCGUCAUGUCUGAGUUGUAAUUGUUGAAACUACUCAAUUUAGGAAUUGGAAUCCAUACCUAUAGAUACUGUAGGCUUCUAAUAGGAGCAUUCAUAACCAAGUCUGCCAUGCCAUCAAAUUUAUAUAAGACAUGACACUAAGAAGCAAAGCUUCAAUAUCUUCUCUCCAUGGCCUUUUGUUGACUUCAUCUUGUUGUCAGGUUAAUCUUACCAGGUUAGCCAGAUCCUGGUCAUUUGGCUCAUGUACUGUGUCUAUCAUAGAGAACUUAAAAAGAGAACUUAAAAAGUUACGCUUCAGUCUCUUUUGCAAGCAUGGAUUUCAGGUUAGGUUGUUAACACUGGCACUGUCACAACCAGAGGGACCCUGAGGGAAUCCUGACUUAUUUUACAUUGUUAAACGUAGGAAACUCUAAAUAGUGUUUAUCCUCAGCUUGUAAGUUAGCAUCCCAGAAAGGCAGUAUCUUGAAAUGUGCCAUUUUCAUUUGUUUUUGUGAAAAACAACGGACUAGCUUUUUGUUUAUCAACUACAGUUAUAUUGCAUUUCUUCUUAACCAAAAUAUGCCCUUUUGCUGAGUUGCCUAAAACUUUUUGAAAUUGCUAUUGGGAAGUGCAUCACCAGAAGGCCAUCAGUGAGAAGUGCAGCUGGUAAAGCCCAUUCUUACUGACAGGAAAGAGAAAACUGGUUGAGAAAAUAUUAGAUUAUUCAUUACUGAAGUAUUUUUUUAAUAUCUUUGACUACCUGUUAUGCCUACUUAAAUCCUACAAGCACAUCAUUAAAAUUGACUAUGAAGUUACUUAUUUGUUAUCCCUUUAUAGCUAUUUUGUUACCCUUUUUGCACGCAAUUGUACAGGCAAUGAAGAAACAAAAAAAGAAGAAAAUCCCUCACAUUUUUUAAGGUUACAGUGUACCAAGUCUCAGAAGUAUUUAUGUUCUCCCUCCAGUUUUCUCAGAUGUGCGCUGCUGCACAAAUAUUAACAACAGUGAUUAAAUGCUAGCCCCAUUCCCACUAUUCUUACUGUCAUAUCCUCUAAAUGUCAGUGCUACUCACAGACUUGAGAGAGUGCAGUAUUUGAAGAACUAAGCUAGUGUGUAAACAGUGUCAUCAAACAUUGCAUUCAGCAGUUCUGAGAAUAAUUGAUGGCCACAAAUAAUAAAUCAUUAUAAAGAUUAAAUAAAGAGAAAGGAGCUGAGAGAGUCCACUUUCUGUAACAGCUGUUUCUGUUUGUAGGCACUAGAAUAUUUGUUUGUGCCAGUGCACUUGGAUUUGUGACAUGUUUAUGGCUAAGCAUAAAAUAGUUUGCUAUUAAAGGAAGAGUUUUUCAAUUAAUUCUUUUUCUCCUAAAACACAAAAGGACUUCAGAUUACUGUUUGGAAGCUUUCUUCCUAGGCAAGAAAGGGAAGAGCACCCCUGCUACCACUGAAGUUAUCCAUUUUUUUCUUCUUAGAAUGAUUUUCAUGCAGUCCUUCACUUCUAGUAAUACAGGAUUUCAUUUAGUAAUCAAAAGGUGCAUAGCAAGAACAAGGCAAGUCCAGUAUUCCCUGAAGUUCCAAACAACCAUGAGUUUUUAAAGAGAUCUGGUCAAUUUGAAAUAUCAGCUCUAUUAGAAAUGUUUUCUUUCAGUUCCCUUCCUGCAGAUUUACUGAAAAACAAAACAAACAAAAAGCAGCCCUUAAUCAUCAGCAGCAACUUACUAGGAAAGCAAAGCAACCUCAGGAGCCUAUCAAGUUUUUCUAAGAGUAAAUAUUCCCUGGGGUAGCUUCCCAUUAUAAUGAAACAAAGUUUAAAGGUGGAAAGCUCCAAGUUGAAAUGGAAGAAUCUUUUCACGUGUCACAUCAUGAACAGUCAAAAAUUACUACCAUUUCUUUUCUCAAAGUGGUACUGAAGUGUGAUUUCCAGCUCCUAUAUUCAUUGCAGAAUUGCUUGUUAGUGUGUUAUUAAUACCCAACUUUACUUUGCUGAGACCUGAAAUUUUAAAGAAGGGAAGAUUCUCUCAUUGAAAAUUCCAGCAAGAUCUGCCUGGUAGCUUCAACAUUUUUACAUAUUUUAACAUCCAGUUAUCAGAGUCAUUGUGUUCAUUAUAAUAAGUACCACAUAGAACAGGAACUGGAAACCCCUGUCUUUAAACUUUCACAGUUUUGACCCUAGAAUCCACCUUGAUUUUGUCUCUCUGUCGAAUAAGCAAAAGAAAUUUCUGGUUUUCAGCCUUAGUACUACUUUAUAAAACAGAAAGGUGUAGAGAUGUAUUUACUGUUCUCUCCCAGGAAAUGCUACCUCCACGAACGACCCUGUUACCAUUAUGUCCCCUUCUCUUUGAUAAAAAAUUGCAGCAGGAAUAUAUGUCUAGGUAUAGAACUUGGACGUUAACUCAGAGUUUUUUCAUUUUCAGGCAGUUGUAUAUUAUUGACUAUUUCAGAGCACCAUUUUUUCAGGCAUCAUCUAGGCAGGACUUAAAUUAGAAUUUUCAGAUUGUUUAUUUGGGGGUGGGGGAUGUAAGCUAAGCAACUAAUUAGUUCACUAAUUAUGGUUGUUUUGCAGGUGUUUGAGAUUGGAGCUAUGGAAGGGUAGUUCAUUUAGAGAUCUCAGAUCCAUAUGCUUUCUCCAAACAAAAAACUGUUAGGUAUACUUAGAAAAAAAAUGGAUAAAUAAAAUCCUAAAAUCUAGUAAAAAAAAUGUGGUAAAAUCUACCUUGUAAACACAACUUACAUUGAUUUAUUGUUUAUAGAUGAAGACAGCCUCUGAACCAGUAUGGCAACCUAGAUUCACGCUGAGCAGGGAAUACUUGAAAAACAUCCUGAAUUCCCUACUAUUUGGAUCUGUCAUCUAGUUGUAGAAACACAAAUGUUUAUAGAUAAGUACUUAAGUUUUGUGAAUACAGUGAGUGAGACAGCCAUUGAAACUCUUCAAUAUAAGGCAAUUAGACUUUUUAAAACAAAAAUCAGAUCAGUGAUUCCCUCUGCAUUACCGUUGUUGCAAGUAUGAGCCAGAACUUUCCAUUGCUAAAAAAAAUGUGCUGUACUCUUUUCAGUCAGCUCAGUCUUUCUCAAUAUAUGAUGAAUUCUAUAAAUGUUACAUGCAAGUAAUAAUACAAAAUUCUUGGAUUACUGAUAUGUAAGCAAUUGAUUUUGAGCCAUUGCCUCAAUUCUCAAAGAAUCUUUCUGCUCUCUAAAGAGGGUUGCAGUAGUCUUACACAUCCAGCUGAGCUCUGCUGUAACAAUCUGUACUGUUGCAUCUCUCAAAUAUUUCCUAAUUCUGAAGGCUCCAUGUACACUUACACACCCUUUCACUGACCAGACAAAGUUAUUCUGGUGACAGAAAAGUCCAAAUACACUCCUGCUUUUAUUUAAUUCAGAAGUACCUGUGGUGAUACUAUACUUUAAAACCUAGGGCAAUGUGUUUGUAUUAAAAUGGGAGUAACCAUGAAUCAAGGUGAAGCAUAUUGUUAAAAUCAGAUUUUUAAUGAAUAGCUAUAUCACAAAUUGUCCACAUCAUAAAAUACAUCAGAGGAACAACAUUCGUUACUGUCUGGUUUACAAUACAGAACAUCCUGCUCCACACAGGAGAAUUAAAAUGCUAAAUACACUCCUUGACAGUUUGCUGUCAGGCCAUAUUGGAACAGUAUCUUCAAAAUCAACAGCAAUUACUUAAUUCCACCUAAGCCUUAUUGUGAACUUCCUUCUUCUUAAUAGAUCUUUUCAGACAGUGUUAAUUUUCAUCAUUCUGCUUUCAGAAAUUUGAAUUCACUAUGCCAUACAACAUUUACUUACAGGAAUAAUUAUACAUCCCCACCACUGUGAAGUGCUGAGACCUGCAAUUCGACAAGAUAAGCAUUAUUGUUGUGUACAAGGAACUGAUCUUGCACUGGGUCUCAACUGAGACGUCUGUUUAGAUGUCUGUUUCCAGUGUUAAUUGUACCAUUACUUGUAAAUCACAAGUUGUUUUUUUUUUUCACCAAGCUUCCCACUUUAUUUUCACUGAAAUGCUGAAAGCAUGUAAUAGGAGAAAAACCCAUGAUACAGGUUCAUCACACAGGACACAAUAGGCAGGCAGACUCCUGCAGAGAAAUAUUGAGGAGUGAAAGCCUGCAUUAAACAUCUGCCAUGUACCUUCUAUUAAAGGACUUCCAGGGAUGAAACUUGGGCUGGGGUUGUAGGACUGCUGAUUUUAAAAUUGCAUAUGUUGCUUUUCCUUUGUGUAACUGUUGGCAGCUGGAGACUGAGCAGGGGUGUUAGGGAAGGAGGGAAAUUCACUUCACUGGCCUGCCAUCACAAGCCAGACUUUUGUCACCAGUAGCCUUGAGUGGGCACAGAUGCCAAUUGCAGAUGUCUUUAGGUAUCCAGUUCUCAAUUUUGUGCCAAAAUACACACCAGCAAUAUCAGGUAAAGCACCUUUCAUGGUCUUUAUUGUUUAAAAAUAAUAUAUUUGUGAAACAGAUUGGUAAUACAUAACACUGGAAAUGGGUCCUUCUUCCCUAAAGCACAUUUAAAAUAAAAAAAAAAAAAAAAAAAGAAAAGAAACAACAUUUGUGAGUUUAUCUGGCUUUUAAUCAAGUCUGAAAAUGAUAACUAUGUUAUACAGUUGCCAGUUGUCGGUCCUUUAUAAUUUUAAAUAGAUCUGCAUUUUAACUUUAUUUAUUUGCCAAUUUUUUAUACACUUUUAAAUUACACUUUAGAACUCAAGCUAACUUUUUAUUUUCCUAGGCUGUUUAUGUAAGAGAUUUUCAGUCUUCUUGUAAACUGCAGACCUUUUUUGAAUAGUCCUUUGUCUUCUCCUUUGGACCACUUACCACUAAUGAGUCUGCAGUCCCCGUUUUACUGUACUCUUCCAAUAAAUGUAAAAUGUUUGUAUCAA